AUGAGAGUGACUGACUUAUAUUCAGUAAAACGAAAUGAAUGGCAUGAAGAAGUAGAAGCCAAACCAAUCAUCGUUGUAGAAGGAAAAGAAUUCCAAAAGCAAUUAAAAGAAAAUAGUUCACUAUCUAAAAUGAAAUCCUAUCAACAAGUAAUCGGCUCUCAACCAAAAUUAAAAAAAAAUGGAUUAGAUGUUUUUGACUUUCUAAAGUCUGAUGACAAUGUGAAUAAGUCUUCAUUGAAAACUGAAAUUAAUAGUAAUCAACUUGGAGCGAGUUCUCGAUCGAAAAAUCUAUUGGAUCCACCACCACUUCUUCUUCCAAAACCUACUAUUUAUCCAAAAUAUAAUUUGAGGAGUAAUGGCAAGGUAAAAGAUAAUAAUGGACGUAAACAGCAUCAAACUGAAUUGGCAAGACAAAAACAAAUAAUGGCUUGA
Messenger RNA from Entrophospora candida, 432 nucleotides. The record is from the annotation of a GenBank genome assembly. NCBI's taxonomy places the organism in Eukaryota, Fungi, Glomeromycota, Glomeromycetes, Entrophosporales, Entrophosporaceae.